AUGUAUCUACGAAAACCAAACUCAGAGGAUAUUACAAGAUUACUUCAAAUUGGCAAAGUUCGUGGUUUUCCAAGAAUGUUGGGCAGCAUCGAUUGUAUGCAUUGGAGGUGGAAAAAUUGUCCAACCGCAUGGAAAGGUAUGUUCACUAGUCAUUGUCACGAACCUACAAUUAUAUUGGAAGUAGUGGCAUCGUAUGAUUUGUGGAUUUGGCAUGCAUUCUUUGGGCUACCAGGGUCACAUAAUGAUAUUAAUGUCCUAGAACGAUCUCAUGUAUUUUCUGAAAUAACAAGUGGUGAGGGUUAUCCCGUUGACUACUCUAUGAAUGGUCACAACUACAAUAUGGGGUAUUAUCUAGCUGAUGGUAUAUAUCCCCCAUGGGCAACAUUUGUCAAAUCAAUUCCCUUACCUAUGAAUCGAAAGACCAAACAUUUUACUGCUGCUCAAGAAUCUGCAAGAAAAGACGUUGAACGCGCAUUUGGUGUGCUCCAGGCUAGAUUUGCAAUUGUCCGUGGUCCAGCACGAUAUUUUGAUCGUGACACACUUAAUAAGAUAAUGAUGGCAUGUAUUAUUAUGCACAAUAUGAUCGUGGAGGACAAACGUGAACUUCAUCCACAACCAGAUAUCUUUGAAUAUGAACAAAUCUCUACAAGUCCUCUUGUUGCAGUCGUAUCACGCACUCAAACUCCAGAACUUAUGAAUUUUAUUCAAUCGCUUCACAAAAUCAGAGAUAGAGCAGUGCAUAACCAACUUUAA
Messenger RNA from Impatiens glandulifera, 753 nucleotides. RefSeq lists its product as uncharacterized. The transcript has a single exon. The coding region runs from base 1 to 753 and encodes 250 amino acids. NCBI's taxonomy places the organism in Eukaryota, Viridiplantae, Streptophyta, Magnoliopsida, Ericales, Balsaminaceae. The record is from RefSeq and is a predicted model, not a curated record.